Apiotrichum porosum is the source of this 1701-nucleotide messenger RNA. RefSeq lists its product as uncharacterized. NCBI's taxonomy places the organism in Eukaryota, Fungi, Basidiomycota, Tremellomycetes, Trichosporonales, Trichosporonaceae. The transcript is spliced from 3 exons. The record is from RefSeq and is a predicted model, not a curated record. The coding region runs from base 1 to 1701 and encodes 566 amino acids.
AUGCCCGACGGCACGGCCUCGCCCGUCAGUGACCUCGAGCGGGAACAGGAACUGGACACCCCGCUCGACCCACACGCCCUGCUGCCCCGGUACAGGGAGCCACGGAGCGCGCUCGACUGUUUACUCUACUUUCGUCCGCCGCCCCAGGCAUUCGCGGCCCCCACGCCGGAUGAUGUUUGGCCAGCCCCGGUCUCGACCCCCGCCCCCGUCCCCGUCCCCGUCACUCCACCACCCGCGACCGUCACGGCCAUGGCCGUAGAUGGAGACGCGUCGCAGACGACCCCGACACCCUCUUCUCCUCCCACCCCAACUCCUCGUAACCCUUACCCGACCGUCGCGCCCGUCGACCCCGUCCCCGCCGCCGUCACCACCCCAUCACCGCUCGCGUCCUUGAUCGCCACUGUGGCCGAGUCGCUCGACGCGCACGGCAUCGACCACUUCUCAGUGACACUCUCGCCGACGCUGCUGGGCCUCCUCGACCACCGCCUCCAGUGGGCCGUGGCCGACACGGCGGCGCAGCGGCGGUACGCGUGGGAAAACAAGGACAGCGCGUUUCUGCAACAGUGGAUUGCGGAUGUGGAGGGCAUCCACCGCGCCGCCGCGUUGGUGGCGGUGGCGGCUGCAGCGUCUGGUGAGGAGUCGGACGGAGGAGAUGGAGCGCGUGACGGUGGCAUCCCCACAUCCCCGACGGGGUCGCCCUCUACACCCACCGCACACGACUACCCGCCGUCUCCACCUCGACCGGGCACGCUCGGCACGCACGACUGGGCGGCGUUGGCGAACCGCUGGCUCGGCGAUGCGAGCCACUUUGACAGGCCGCACGUGCCCCGCGGCACCUGGCAGCUGGCCCCAUUCCCGUCGAUGGCAGGCCCCUCGACAUGCCACAUUGCCUUGCGGCCGCCAUACGCCCAGACAGCCAAUCUACCAUGGAGCGACACGGAGCGCGCGCGGCUGCUGCGCUAUUAUCCCGGAGGGACGGUCACGCACACGCACACGCUCCCGCCGCUGUCUCCCCAGUACGUGUGCAACGGGCUGGCCAGCGGGAUGAGUACGUGGCAAGACAACGUGACGUCCGACACGCCGUUCCAGUGCACGCCCAAGGGCGGGGGCGGCGGGUGGGCCGCGCAGUGGGCCAGGAGCGAGCAGGUGUUUGCGGGGGCGAGGCCGACGAGGAAGGGGGAGCGGCAUGAGGCGCUGCCACCUACGCUGGCGGCCUUGCUCGACCUGUCCGACGCGGGAUUCACGGGCGAUGUUCGAGGUGGCCUCUUCCGCGUGCUCGAGACCCUCGUCACCACCCUCCGGCGUAUGUGGGCGCCCGAGGACAGGCUCGGGUUCGGCAUCCGGGUGGUGCGCGAUGAAGAGGACGGCCUGCGACUGGACCUCCCCUUCAAGUCAGGCGACAAGGUCGGCACCGCGUUUGUGGCGCAGCACUGCGGUGGUGGCGGUUUCGCCGGCCUCGAAACUGCCCUCAUGUAUCUCGUCCUCACGGUGUACACCACUGCCCAGCGCUACGAAGCACCCCUCACCAUCACCCUCGCGUCCGACUCGCCGACGGGCGACGCGCUCGUGUGGCAGUAUACCUCGCCCAGCGCGCUCAAGGUUUCGCGCGUGAUACAGGGUGAUGCGGCGCUGGACGUUCCCGAUCACAUCUCGCUCAUGCGCGUGUUGGUCGCUGAGGCGAAGCCGGCCGUCAAGCCAUAA